AUGAAGGAUAAUGGUGGUGCAAACGUAUGGGACCCAGUUAAGUUCACAUGCGAAAAAUUUGAAUGCAAGAGAAUAGAAAGCAGACUUGCCGUUUAUAUGUUGGACCCAGAUAUUUCAAAUGCUUUAGCUGCCAAAUAUAUUGCAGUUCCACUUAUGUUCCAUAUCCAUCAAAUAUCUGUCAAAGAUUUUGCAGGUGAAGUUGGAAACCAAAAUCCAGGAACUCCUGGUAGCAGAACAGAUAUUGCUUUAACAACUGCUAUGAAACAUGCAGACACAAUGUUUGUUCUUUUCAGACGAACUAUAAAUGACUAUUCUUGUUUCUACAACCCUGGUAUUAAAUAUCAUAUAAACAUAGAUGGCAAAUAUUAUCCAAGAGAAGAAUAUUCUACAGUUGAGGAUAUGAGGUCAUACAACUUGACAUUAGAUGCUAUGAACUUUAACAACAACUUCACAACAACCAUUAACCCUGAAAUGCAAAGUUCUAUUAUGCCAUAUGUGAAAGUAUGGACUCAUACAGGAGGUCAAAAAACUCAAUAUACAAAUGGAGACCGUUCAAACUUUUGGCUUGGCAUUCCAUUUGCUGACUCA
Messenger RNA from Trichomonas vaginalis G3, 588 nucleotides. Its product is annotated as protein of unknown function, DUF4106 family. The transcript has a single exon. The record is from RefSeq and is a predicted model, not a curated record. Lineage: Eukaryota; Parabasalia; Trichomonadida; Trichomonadidae. The annotation marks the transcript as partial.